This is a messenger RNA of Cinclus cinclus, 2824 nucleotides long. It is a transcript of the gene MRPL1, whose product is annotated as mitochondrial ribosomal protein L1. Lineage: Eukaryota; Metazoa; Chordata; Aves; Passeriformes; Cinclidae. Bases 1741 to 2739 code for a protein of 332 amino acids. The record is from RefSeq and is a predicted model, not a curated record. The transcript has 10 exons.
GGGGCCGCGGCGGGGGGAGCGCGGGCACUGGCGGGGCCGUGUCAGCGCUCACGGACGGGCCCCGCAGCGGCCCGGCAGAACCGCCCGCCCCGCUUUGCCCCGCAGUUUUGCUCCUCCUUUCCUGCCCCCGCACUUGGUUUUCCCCUUCCCCGCUGUCAGCGCGCUGCGGUGGGAGAAGGGAAGGGUCCGCCUGGGAAUGCACGGUGCCCCGCGUUUCGCGGGGAUUUGAGCGUGCGGGCAUCUCGUCGGUGCCUGGCACCUUUGUCCCUUUGUCUCUCCUCCUCUAGGGAUGGGGUUUGCUUCGGCGCCCAGCUGUCGGCGGCGCGGGUCCUUGUGGACCGGGUGAAAGCGGCUCCGGUGCUGAAGCCCAUCGCCUUCCAGACACAGCAGCAUCCCUCUGGGUGGCCCGCCGGCACGGACUGAGGGAAAGGUGGAUUGAGAGCUGCCUGAGCUCAUGCUGGACCCCUUGAUGGCUGGAGAGCAGGAACUGCCUCAGCGAUGGAGCAAGGGGUAGGAAACAGGAUUUGGAGGGAGUGGGGUAUUGGAGAUGAGUGAGCGUCAUUUGGCAGCUCUCGUUUCUCCCAAAAUCCGUGGUGCACAGCAGAGAGGUGGUGUGUGAAAAGCCAGAGGCUCACAGGGGGUUGCAGGAGGAUGGUGAAAGACGCAGGUUACCUGGCCACAGGUGUGCACUGAACAUUCUCUCACAUCCACCCCUCCUGCAGGAGUCACACGUACUGAGUGCCCAUCCAAAAUCAUUUCACUUCCCCCCCCCCCCCCCCCCCUUGAGUUUUAAACAAAUGUUUGGCACUCCUCAGCUGAGGUUUUUUUGCCCCAGGAGGGUUCCUUUUCCUCCCAUCACUCCUCCCCAUCUCCACCUUUUUCUCAGGACGCUGAACCAGGAGGUGGAUUGGAUGAACACAAUUUUGUUACAACGUGUUUUACGCAGCCACCCGUGUCUGGUUUACAAAUUCUUGGAUGCAGGUCCAUGGGGAAGUUCACACAGCCACAUGUCCCUAAUAUAAAAACUAUUGGCUGUGCACUGGUUGGGGGAGACUAUGGCAUUGGAAUGUUUUUAGUCCAAAGCACAUCAGUGUGGCAUAAAGGCCCCCUUUAACCAUUGUAUUUUGUGGUGUGAACUUGAACAGCUCAGAAAAUGGUUAAACAAAGUCUUUGUAAGUAGAUGCUGCUCCGUGAGAGUGAAUUACGCUUCUCUUUUACCACCUAAUCUGCAAGGGAAUAGGGGUGAGAUUUGCUGGUAGCCAGGAAAUCUCUUUUUGGAAUUACACGUGGCUUGCGGCAGACAAUACUGAGCAUUAGAUGGGCAGUGUUCUCCCAAGCAGACGUGUCUGAGCAGCUGUAAGCGCCCGCACGUCUGAGGGCCUCUGGAGCCCUCAGGAGCCACCGCCAUGUUGGUUCAGGGAAAGAGGACAAGUUUGGCCUGCAGCACUACAAGGCAACCCCGGGUUGACCCUGGGACCCCUCUCAGGCCGGUGAAGAAGCGAGCUGGAGGCUUUUAACCGGUCCCCGGCAAUGGGUCACUUCUCCCCGGGCAGCGGGCAGGCGCCGGAACCCGCGCGACCGCGGAACUGCAGGGCCGGGCGCGGCGGGCGGGGGGGACGGCGCUAAGUGGCGCACCGGUGCGGCGCCCGGGCCCGCGGGCUGCCGGAACGCUUCUUCUCGGCUUCGGGGAGCGAGUUCCGCGGGAACGGUUCUGGCGGCGCACCAGGGCGGCUCGGCAAAAUGGCGGCGCCCAUCGCCCGCUGCCUCUGGCGAGCACUGCCCCCGCGGUGCGGGUGGGUCCUCCCCGGGCUGGAGCAGCGCCUCGUCGUCCCCGCUGUAGUGAGCCUUGCGAGCGCCCAGCCCUACGCGGCGGCAGCCAAAACUGCCAAAAAAGACGCCCAGAGGAGCAGGCAGGAGAAGGUGAAGGAGAAGCCCCCCCCUCGGAGGCGGCCGCUGAUGAGCAAGCCCAUGGACGACGUGUACCUGACAUGGCUCUACAGGAGACCUUCCUACCAGCUGGAGCAGGCCGUGGGCAUGCUCAAGAGGUUCCAGGAGCUGGAUUUCACCCACCCCAAGCAGUUUGUGUACAUCAACGUGUUCCUGGAUAUGGCACUGCAGAAGAAGAAAAAAGUGGAUCCUUUUUCCAGCAGUGUCACUCUUCCCCAUCGCUUUACGGAUGAAGUGAACAAGGUUUUGGUGUUCACAGAGAAUGAACAAGAAGCUGAAGUAGCUCGAGAGCACGGAGCUGCCAUCGUGGGAGGAGUGGAAUUAAUCAAAUGGAUCUUGGAGGAUGAAAUACAAGCAGAUUUCUACGUGGCUGUCCCUGCCAUCAUGCCCAAGUUAAUUCCCCUGAGGAACAAACUGAGAAGGAAGUACCCUGCCACCAGGAGAAAUUCCCUGGGCACUGACAUUCCCAAAAUGCUGCAGUUCUUCAGAGAAUGCCAUGAGUACACAGUAGAGGACGAGAGUAUGAUCAAGACAAGAAUAGCCAGACUGGAUAUGCCUGCUGAGCACAUAAUUGCCAAUCUGAAAACAAUUAUCCACGAUAUCUGCACCUUCAAGCCGUCCAAUUUUGAUCCCAUUGUGAGGAGGUUGGUUAUCAGGUCUUCCACCAGUGAAGGUUUGCUGCUGAACCUCGAUGGAAUCCUGCCUCAGGUGGAGAAGGCAGAAGAAAAAGAAGAGGAAAAUGCAGUUGAGGAUGAACAAAAGAAUCCUGUCCAAGGAUCUGUUAGUACCUGAUGUCUUCUCCUGGGAGAAGCAAAGGGUGUCAUUGAAAUCAUGCUCUGUGAGAACAAAAAAAAAUAAAUGGAACUCGUGGAUUUCA